AUGUCAACCUCUCCUUCCUUGGCUUUGGUCUUUGGUCAAUUUCAUUUGCUUCCAAUUAAGUGUGCUACAUAUGAACUGAAGUUUAAUGUUGAAGAUCUUUUAGUGCGUAAGACACUGGUGAGGCAUAUACAGGUGAAGGUGUAUGUGGGAAUAAUUUUGCAGUAUAAGAAGUGUUUUUCUGUAUGUAUGCACGAAUGUUUGUGCAAGAGCAUGAGUACUUGGGACAGAGAAGUUCAUUUUCCACAUAUAUGUGUAUUUACAUACAAAAAGGUAAAAGAGAGAAAUUUCUGCAUUAAAAUUGCUAUGCAAACAUUAGAAUCAAUUGUGUGGAGAAUUGAAUUAUUACUGAUUAAUAGGCAUAAAUGUGUGCAUAAAAUUAUUCUGCAUUCAGUAAAUUGUGUAUUAAUCCAUAAAACUCAAUACUAUUCAACAUACACUACUAAAAUAUCGCAAGCACUGCUGCCAGAAUCAAUGGAAGCAGACGAAAUGGCAUUUCAAGUAGCAUGGGAAAAUCUAUUCAGCAGUGCAUGUAAAGUAAUGCAAUGUGGUAAAUACCUCGCCAUACAACAAAAUAUAUUUUGA
Messenger RNA from Echinococcus granulosus, 582 nucleotides. RefSeq lists its product as hypothetical. The coding region runs from base 1 to 582 and encodes 193 amino acids. The transcript is spliced from 5 exons. The record is from RefSeq and is a predicted model, not a curated record. Lineage: Eukaryota; Metazoa; Platyhelminthes; Cestoda; Cyclophyllidea; Taeniidae.